AUGCCAUGGCCUACAGGAACGAACGCAGAGUCCAGUACCAUCGGGAGUUCCAUCUGCGCCGAGCGUGCGGCCAUGUGCAAGCUUCGCGAGGAGAGCAACUGCAAGCGCGUGACUAAGGUGGUCGUCGUGACAGACUACCAACACCCUUUGGCGCCCGACACCCUCGAACGAUUCCGUUUCGUGCUUUUCUGCGUGACGCAAGGCGUGCUGUGCAGGGAGUUCCUGUCUGCCCACCUCCGUCCUUCCACUCCGGUCGUCAUGUCCGGCUCCGGCGAAGCCAUUAUCCCCGGCGGGCUGCUAUACGAGGAGUCAAACCUCAAGCCUUGGCCGGAUUCGGCUAAGACUGGCGGCGGUGCUACCGGCUCAGGAGCGCUCGUUGCUGGGGAGGCGGCGGUAGAUACCUGCGGCUGCGAGACAGCACCACCAGCUGGCGACGGGAAACACGCAGGGGCAGCGACACCGCCUGCGGCAAGUCCUUCUCCUUAUUCUUCAUGCGAUACGCGCAUCUUAGCGGCGAGUGUCGAGAGGGGCGAGGGAGGAGGACGAGCGCAGUCAGGAGGAAGUGAGGGAGCUAAAGCUGCGCCUUUGCGGAUGGAUGUGUCCACCGUCGGAGAGCUGUACCCGUGGAGGAACAUGUACGGGGUCACGGAGAGAGGAGGGCAACUUAAGCUUGGCUUCCUGGUGCAGCAGAAAGCGGAAGAGCUGUCGGAUCCGAACCUGGCAGAGCGAGUAGGGCUAGAGAGAGGUGUUGUUGAAGCCUACGACGCCGCGUGGAGAGCAACUGCCGGAGACGACAAAGACGAUAUUCAUCCUAUCAGGUACGCGGCGGUGGCCCUGUUCUCUGACGGGGAAGCUGAGAUAACUCACCAGCUGAAGGCCUUCGAGUACGGCGCUACUCUAGACCCGGUGACUCUUCUGGCUCCCGCGAUGAUGAGGCGUGCCAAAGAUGGGAUACGGACUUCUUGGGUGCUUUUGGUUGACCAGUUCGGCAACUUGCAUGCACCAUUCGCCCAAGCCCGAACGUUUCUUUCUGAGCACGGGUUCGGAGAGACAAAAGUGGCCAUCCACGAGGCAGGCGGCGGCGUGGUUGUGAUCAAGGCCAAAGUCAACUAAUUACUGUUGCUGCUUUGCACUGUACAGCCGAAGCAAGUGCGUGUGCCAACCCGUACGUCAUGGGGGGUUUAAGUUUAAUUAUUUCUGGCAUUCCGCACGACAAUCAAUCAGUCAUGUUUCGAGACCGCAAAGUGUCUCCACUUGCCCUCCUGAUGACACACCUUCCGCCCCACACUCCGCGAACGUUGAUCCGAAACACUUCACCGCCUUUUUCUUCCUUCGCUCAUCAUGCCGUGAAAGAGCUGGUCCCGGGGGUGACGACAGCGAGAUGAGCUUUGGCGAAGAAUGUACUUCUUUGCUUCUUGGAGUACAAUCUAGCGGCGUGGCAACACGAAGACGUGUGGCACCGCGCCUUCCGGGGCUGUCUGCUGUCAAUGGCAAAUGUGUAUGCGCGUGCGUGUGUUUGUCUUUCCUUCAAUCGUUCGAGGGAGGGAGGAUCUUGCCCCAGUGGCUACCUUCGUGUCAGAUGAAGUUGUCUGGACACAUGGCAUUUCUGUUCUUAACCGGCUGCUUAGUACCACCCAAGGC
Messenger RNA from Ectocarpus sp. CCAP 1310/34, 1641 nucleotides. The record is from the annotation of a GenBank genome assembly. NCBI's taxonomy places the organism in Eukaryota, Phaeophyceae, Ectocarpales, Ectocarpaceae.